GCGGGAUCAGCCAAAGGAGGAGACACGUGGGGCCGGGAGCAGCUGCCGGGAGCGCAGGUCUGUCUUCGGGGUGCUCAGCCCUCGCCAUGCCCACCCUGUACCUCUCCCCGCACCCGGAAAAUUUCCAGAACCACCGGGUGCUGAUCGCAGCCCACUAUGCCCCCACGCUGCCCGAGGUGGUGGAGCUGCCAGAGCAGGGGCUCCCCCUGCAGCCCCCUGCCUCCUGCCCCCUGCCCAAGCUGCCGGCGUUGGAGAGCCGGCCGGGGGUCUGGGUCUCAGGCCCGGCUGCCGUGGCUCAUCUCCUGUGCCCGGAGCAGCUGAGGGGGCAGGGGCCAGCUGGGGGCGCGCUGGUGCAGCAGUGGGUGAGCUACGCUGAAGGGGAGAUUGCCCCUGCCGCGUGCGCAGCCGCCUUCUCCGCCCUGGGUCUGGUGGAGCAGAGCAAGCAGGUGGUGGAGCGGGCGGUGGCUGAGCUGCACCGGGCGCUGGCCGUGCUGGACGGGCGCCUGAAGCUGCACACGUACCUGGUGGCUGAGGCUGUGACGCUGGCGGACGUGACCGUGGCCUGUGCCCUGCUGCUGCCUUACAAAUACGUGCUGGAUCCCCCGAGCCGGGCUGUUUACCCCAACGUCACACGCUGGUUCCUGACUUGUGUCAACCAGCCCCAGUUUCAGGCCGUGCUGGGGCCGGUGAAGCUGUGUGAGCAGGCGCGUGGGGGUGAUGCCCCCAAACCAAAGAUGCAGGAGCCUGUGGUGCCUGCAGAGAUGGGACCAGCAGCAGGGUCAGCCCCUGGCCCUGGGGAGGCCCCGGUCAAGAGUGCCUCUCAGCUGAAAAAAGAGGCGAAGAAGAAAGAGAAGCUGGAGAAAUUCCAGCAGAAGAAGGAGAAAAGCCAACAGCAGCAGGGGGAGAAAAAAGCAAAAGCUGAGAAGAAGGAGAAGAAAGACCCUGGCGUUCUGACCUACGACAUCCCCACGCGCCCGGGGGAGAAGAAAGACGUGACUGGCCCCAUGCCCGACGCCUACAGCCCGCAGUACGUGGAGGCAGCCUGGUACCCAUGGUGGGAAAGCCAGGGCUUCUUCAAACCUCAGUACGGGCGGCAGUGCGUCUCGGAGCCGAACCCCAAAGGUCUUUUCAUGAUGUGCAUCCCACCCCCCAACGUCACCGGCUCGCUGCACCUGGGCCACGCGCUCACCAACGCCAUCCAGGACGCCCUGACCCGCUGGCACCGGAUGCGCGGCGAGACGACGCUGUGGAACCCGGGCUGCGACCACGCCGGCAUCGCCACACAGGUGGUGGUGGAGAAGAAGCUGUGGCGGGAGCGGGGGCAGACGCGGCAUGAACUGGGCCGGGAGGCCUUCAUCCGCGAGGUCUGGAAAUGGAAGAACGAGAAGGGCGACAGGAUCUACCAUCAGCUCAAGAGGCUCGGAUCAUCCAUGGACUGGGAUAGAGCCUGCUUCACGAUGGACCCGAAACUGUCCUAUGCUGUGCAGGAAGCCUUCGUCCGGCUGCACGAGGAGGGGGUGAUUUACCGCAGCAAACGCCUGGUCAACUGGUCCUGCACCCUGCACUCUGCCAUCUCCGACAUUGAGGUGGAUAAGAAGGAGCUGUCCGGCCGGACCCUCCUGCCCGUCCCCGGGUACAAGGGCAAGGUGGAAUUUGGGGUGCUGGUGUCAUUCGCCUACAAGCUCGAGGACUCAGACGAGGAGGUUGUCGUGGCGACGACGCGGGUGGAGACCAUGCUGGGGGACACAGCCGUGGCGGUGCAUCCGCAGGACCCCCGAUACCAGCAUCUCCAUGGGAAGCGCGUCCUGCACCCCUUCACCGGCCGUCACAUGCCUAUCGUCUGUGACGACUUCGUGGACAUGGGCUUCGGGACUGGUGCGGUGAAGAUCACCCCGGCCCACGACCACAACGACUACGAGGUGGGGCAGCGCCACGGCCUGGAGUGCGUUACCAUCAUGGAUGACAGCGGGUGCCUCAUCAAUGUACCUCCCCCCUUCCUGGGUAUGAAGCGGUUCGAGGCCCGGGGGGCUGUGCUGGAGGCCCUGAAGCAGAAGGGGCUGUUCAAGGAAGUGAAGGACAACCCCAUGGUGGUGCCGGUGUGCAGCCGCUCGAAGGACGUGGUGGAGCCGCUGCUGAAGCCGCAGUGGUACGUGCGCUGCGAGGGGCUGGCCCGGGGGGCGGCCGACGCCGUGCGCCGUGGGGACCUGCGCAUCCUGCCCCCCUUCCACUGCAAGACCUGGUUCCAGUGGAUGGACAACAUCAGGGACUGGUGCAUCUCCCGGCAGCUAUGGUGGGGCCACCGCAUCCCGGCCUAUUUUGUCACCGUCGACGACCCCUCGGUGCCCCCAGGAGAGGACACGGAUGGCCGAUACUGGGUGAGUGGGCGGAGCGAAGAGGAGGCCAAGGACAAAGCGGCCAAGGCCUUUGGGGUGACCCCGGACAAGAUCUCACUGCGUCAAGGUAUGCACCUGGCUGUGUUUCAGGUUUACCUUCAUGCCGUUGUCCGCGACGCCCACGGCAGGAAAAUGAGCAAGUCAUUAGGCAACGUCAUCGACCCGCUGGAUGUGAUCAGCGGUAUCACGCUGGAGGGUUUGCAUGCGCAGCUCCUGGAGAGCAACCUGGAGCCGGCCGAAGUGGAGCGAGCCAGGCAGGGCCAGAAAAGCGAUUACCCUGCUGGGAUCCCGGAGUGCGGCACGGACGCCCUGCGCUUCGCCCUCUGCGCGUACACCUCCCAGGGCCGCGACAUCAACCUGGACGUGAACCGCAUCCUGGGGUACCGGCACUUCUGCAACAAGCUCUGGAACGCCACCAAAUUCGCUGUCCGCAGCCUGGGGGCCGAGUUCCAGCCCCCGCCCGGACCAGAGCCCAGCGGCGCCGAGAGCCUGAUCGAUCGCUGGAUCCUGAGCCGGCUCAGCCUGGCCGUGGAGCUGAGCGACGCCGGGUUCCAGGCCUACGACUUCCCGGGCGUCACCACGGCCAUCUACAACUUCUGGCUGUACGAGCUCUGCGACGUCUACCUGGAGUGCCUGAAGCCCGUGUUCGCCGAGGGGGAGGCGGCUGCGGUGGCGGCCGCCCGCUGCACCCUCUACACCUGCCUGGACACCGGCCUGCGGCUCCUCUCCCCCUUCAUGCCCUUCGUCAGCGAGGAGCUUUUCCAGCGCCUGCCCCGACGCACCCCCCAUGCGCCCCCCAGCAUCUGUGUCACCCCCUACCCCAGCCCUGAGCAGCUGCAGCAGAGCCAGACCGAGCUGCAGAAGGUGAUGGAGGCGAUUGAGACUUUCCAGAGGAUGAUCUGA
Messenger RNA from Chelonoidis abingdonii (Abingdon island giant tortoise), 3296 nucleotides. NCBI's taxonomy places the organism in Eukaryota, Metazoa, Chordata, Testudines, Testudinidae. The record is from RefSeq and is a predicted model, not a curated record.